AUGGACUUUACGUUCUUUGUCACUGAAUGUUACUUAAUAAACACAAAUCAAGUUUUUGUAUCAGCAAUCGAUAGACCAAUUAACCGUCUGGGAACGCAUCGAAUUAUGUCUUCCAUUAUAACAUCCCUAACACCAAACCAAGUCAAUGAUGAAUUGAAUAAGAUGCAAGCCUUUAUUAGAAAGGAAGCUGAAGAGAAGGCCAAGGAAAUUCAAUUGAAAGCUGAUCAAGAGUAUGAAAUUGAAAAGACAAGCAUUGUUCGUAAUGAAACAAACAAUAUCGACGUCAAUUAUGAAGCAAAGUUGAAGAAACUUUCCUUGAAGCAACAAAUCACUAAGUCUACGAUUGCUAAUAAGAUUAGAUUGAAAGUAUUGAGUGCUAGAGAGCAAUCAUUGGACCAAAUAUUUGAUGAGGCUAAGGAAAAGCUAGCAAGUCUUGCUAAGAAUGAAAGUACUUAUAAGCCUAUUUUACAAGCUUUAAUUUUGGAAGCACUAUUAAGACUAUUGGAGCCAAAGGUUAUAAUCAAAGUUACUGAAAAGGAUGCCAAGUUGGUUCCAUCUUUACUCGAUGGUUUGAAGAAACAAUACAAAGAAAUUACCAAGAAAGAUAUUGAAAUCGUUGUUUCCAAGGAACAUUUAAGCAAGGAUAUUGCUGGUGGGUUACUUGCCACUGAUGCCAAUGAUAAGAUUGAAGUUAACAAUACUUUAGAGGAAAGAUUGGAACUGUUGAGUCAAGAAGCACUUCCUGCCAUUAGAUUGGAGAUGUUCGGUCCAUCCAAGACCAGAAAGUUCUUUGACUAA
Naumovozyma castellii is the source of this 798-nucleotide messenger RNA. RefSeq names its product H(+)-transporting V1 sector ATPase subunit E (gene VMA4). The transcript has a single exon. Bases 1 to 798 code for a protein of 265 amino acids. Lineage: Eukaryota; Fungi; Ascomycota; Saccharomycetes; Saccharomycetales; Saccharomycetaceae. The record is from RefSeq and is a predicted model, not a curated record.